Molecule: messenger RNA, 2922 nt
Organism: Coniophora puteana RWD-64-598 SS2
Lineage: Eukaryota; Fungi; Basidiomycota; Agaricomycetes; Boletales; Coniophoraceae
Product: exocyst complex component Sec10
Exons: 15
Coding region: 58-2688 (876 amino acids)
Biological process (GO): Golgi to plasma membrane transport; exocytosis
Cellular component (GO): cytoplasm; exocyst
Source: RefSeq, a predicted model, not a curated record
GUUCGACUACCACGAGCCGGCUCUGUGUAUUAAGCGUAUUGACAUCCAGGUCCGAGCAUGGGAUCAGCGCGUUAUGAAGAUGAACAUCUACGGCUCAGCAACUUCGAGGGAAAGUUUGAUGUCAAGGAUUUCGUGGGAUCGAUGUCAGAGCGCCUAAUUUUGCAGUCAAAAACCAGCUCAGGACCCUUCGAUCCCAAACCGUUCAUCAGGUCUUUCGAAGAAGCCGUUGACAAACUCAUAAGUGUCAGGAAAGACCUUCAGACCAAGAUUGAGCAGAACGAAAAGAGCGUUCGUGUUGCAGAGCGAGAGUACUCCAAGAAGAUGGCUAACCUCAGUCAAGGGUUUGAGGCUGCAGGUAGCUCUUUCACAACCAUAGAGGGGAAAAUGAAUGAAGUUGGUCGAGCAGCAAUAAGGAUUGGUGAACAGCUGGAAUCUGUGCAUAUCGAGCGACAAAGGGCGCAUGCUGCACAUACUCUCAUCGAUUAUUACAUUCAGUUUUCUCGCGGAGACACAACACGGCUUGACGCACUCAAGAAAGAAGGCAAAGAGGGCAGAAGUCAAGUUGCUACCAUCCUCAGAAGACUUACAACAGUGGCAAGGGAGGUUGAUCUACCAAAUGCUGAGAAGACCCGUGAAGCCAUCGACAAGUACUGCGAGAAGUUCGAAAAGGACAUGCUGUAUCUCUUCGACCGAUGUUACCGCAAAGGUGAUCCAAAGUUGAUGCAUCACUGCGCCCAAACACUGCUAGAUUUCAACGGUGGUGCUUCCUGUGUUCAAGUCUACGUGAACCAACACGAUUUUUUCAUCAAUAAGGUCCGUGACGCACCAGCACAAAACAACGACCCAAUGUGGAAUUCUAUCGUGAUUUCCGAUGAACCACCUCCCAUAGCGGAAUCUGGUCUCACUGAUCUGUUUACCGAGAUUAGGUCGACUGUGGGGCAAGAGGCACAGAUAGUACAAGCAGUCUUUCCUAAUCCUCAAUUUGUUAUGCAAGUCUUCUUACAGCGUGUCUUCUCGCAAACGAUACAGCAGUACAUGGAGCAGCUCCUCCACAAGGGUGCAACCCUUUCCGACCUUGCGUAUCUCCGAAUGCUUCAGCUCGUCCAUUCUGAGACUUCUACCCUCGUCGAGGAUCUGAAAACUCACGAACUUCCAUCUGUGACUCCAAGUCGCUCCGCUCUGGAUAUGUCAGAAUUUCGUCGAACGCUGUCCAACGGGCCAUCGACUUCAGGCACUGCUGCGACUUCACUGUCAGUCAGUGCGAUGCUUGAGACUGCAAUGGAUGAGCUCUUCGUGCCGUACAUUGAAGGCCUAAAGUACCUAGAGAGAGAGAGCAAAAGCUUAGGGGAGCUAUAUGCAGGAUUGCUUGCGGAUUUCACUCGAUUUCAUGGGCGGAUAGUCAAGGGGAAAUCCUCCAUGUUCAACCGAGUCGUGAAUCAAAUCAGUGCCGCUGCUACAUCAAACGCAAGCGGAAACAGCACAUCUGCACAGGCAGCAGCCGCUAUCAUGAGAUUUGGUGGUAUAAGUGCUGAUCGCCUGCAAGAUAAGACUACAGAGGAACCUCUCCAGGAAGAAGACGGAUACUUACAAAUCGACAUAGCCGAGACAAUGCUCAAAUGGCAUGCUGAGGCGCUUCGUCGGUGUGUGGAGCUGAGCAUGCCUAACGAUGUCGCGAAAAAUACAUUUGCCCUGUUACGCGUGCUGUCGGAAGCCGUCUGUAGCGCUUAUCUUGAGGUUGCGGUCGAGACAGCCUAUGCACGGCUUGAGGCCGCGGACCCAAAAGCCGAACCUGGUUUACAAGCACUAACAGUCCUUCGUUCCGUUGACCUCAUUUGCCAUCUUUGGCAACACUACGCCAACAUCGCCUUGUUUCCUUUGGCUUCUGCGUCGGUUACUGUAAGGCGCGAAAUGACAAUAUUCAAUAACCAGACUGUUAGCCGCAUCGAAGGUGGCGCCAACAGUCUUCUCCAACGAGUCAUAGACACCAUUGUGGCAUGGCUUUCCUUGCAGUUGACGAAGCAGAAGAAGAAUGAUUUUAAGCCUCGGAAUGACGACCUUUCUUUUGCUCGCGUCAACACAGAGCCAUGUGUAGCCUGCUGUGACAUGCUCGAAAGGGUUCGCGAUGCUGCUUUUGAGAAUCUAAGCGGCAAGAACCAAGAGGCUUUCUUGACGGAGAUUGGAGUUACAUUCCACGCAGCACUUCUGGAACAUCUUAAAAAGUUCCCAGUCAGCGCAACCGGUGGUCUGAUGCUUGCGAAGGACCUUAAAUCUUAUCAGGACACCAUAGCCUCGUUCAAUGUCGCUGCCCUUCUUGAACGCUUCGAGUUUAUCCGUCAGCUUGGCAACGUUUUCCUCGUCAGGCCCGAGAUUUUACGGUCGUACAUCACCGAGAAUUAUCUUGGGCGGAUCGAUGCUGCGUUGCUUCGCCCCUACCUAGCCCAGCGGAGCGACUGGGGCCAAUUCGAAACACGCUUUAACGAAGACGAGGGUGGGGAUGAAGACACUGCAAUUGUUGGUCCAGAAGCUGGAAGCAAACCACUAAAAGACCGCUUCAAGAUGGCGAGACUCAGCGUGAUGAUGCGUGAGCUGGAAGGCCUGAGACUUGGCGAGAGCAUGUCGAGUGGAUUUGCUAGCAACUUUUUUGUCGCUGGGCGCAAUGCCAUGGGCGGAGUAUUGCCAGGCCCGUAGGCGAUAUCGCCACUUUCUUAGUGUAUGUUUGUGCUCCCGGUGCAUACCAUUAGAAUCGUCACAUUCUGGAAGUUCCCUAAUUUACAACGUGUACUAUUAUCAUCUGACCAUUUUAUUCUAUCUACUCGCCCUUGAAUACGGGGGUGCGUUUUUCGCGGAAUGCGUUCAGCGCCUCCGUCCGAUCCUUACUGGUGAGCAAUGGCUCGUAAGAUGCACGUUCGAAAUCAAGGCCUG